Paraphaeosphaeria sporulosa is the source of this 2870-nucleotide messenger RNA. RefSeq lists its product as uncharacterized. The record is from RefSeq and is a predicted model, not a curated record. The transcript has a single exon. Bases 475 to 2643 code for a protein of 722 amino acids. Lineage: Eukaryota; Fungi; Ascomycota; Dothideomycetes; Pleosporales; Didymosphaeriaceae.
UCGACGCACGCGUGCUCUACAACGUGGAGUAAAAUUGUUACGCACUUUCCUACCGCAAUAUUUGCACCGCCUUCGAGACCGAAUAUAUCAUCGUAAUACAACAACCCAACGUCAUCGCAGUAGCAUUCCUCGGCCCUGGACCUCGCACCCUCGCGCUGAGUCUCCCAGCAUACCGCAUGAGAUAGCGCUCGUGCAACCGCCGACGAACUUGGAGCCAUGCUAGGCUUCCGGGUGGGAAAGCUGAAGGUGGGAAAGCGGAAACAGCAUUCGUACAACAAAAUCUCCCCCCGCGAUGUCGAAGACCUCGACUACGAGAAAUACCUCAGCAGCGACGAUGACAGUUCGAGCUCUUCUCCCACAUCCUCUCCGAAUUCGUCCCGAUCCUCGUCGGCGGCGCUCAUUCCCCCAAAGCCGAAACGCAUACGAGCUCUGUCACGGCCGUCAGUGAGCGCAUAUAGCUACAAGAACCCACGAAUGUUCACGCGAUACUUUGGGCUGGCCGUAGGAACGACAGUGCUUCUGUUCAUGUAUUUCUUGCUGCAUCAGAGCUGGGUAUCGAUAAGAAGCGCCGAGCUGGGGUUACACAACGAUCCACCACCGCCACCCGUGUGGGAGAGCUUUCCUUUCCUGAAGCGAUACCAUGGCGGGAUACGGACACUGGUCGGCAGGGACAAGAACACUCCAGAGUACCCGAAGAAGGAAGACAUCGACCCGGACAUGCCGCCACAGGAUGCAAAGGAGGUCUCGCCUAAGGGCAAGCGCAUGGAGGGUGGCAAGUUGCCCGACUCAGUGCUGUUCAACCCGUAUCCCGACUACAAAAGCCAGAAGUAUAUUGACGAGUACGGUCCGGUGGAGACAUGCUAUCUGGAUCUGGAAGGGAAGCUGCAGAUACCAUCAAUGAGGGUUUACAACGGAGUGACCGAAGGAACCCCGGAAAAUGUCAUCGGCUCAUACGACUUGCUUGGCUUACGAAAAGAUGUGUGCUUCGAACGCUUUGGAAGGCUGGGUCCGUACGGUCUCGGAUACUCGAAAAGGCGAGGUGGUACCGGCGCUGCCAUGGAAGGCGAUCGCGAAGGUAGCGAGAAGGUGUGGGAGCAGACCGCCGAGGUCGACUUCCGUGAGGUCAAAUGGGCCCAGGUGCUGGAUCGCUGCCUAGAGAAGAACAAAUAUCGUUUCAAGCCCGGUCCCGGUACUCCCGGCCACAAGCUCCAGACGAUCACCGCACGAGACGCCGACGUGAAGAAGAGCAAUAGCACAUCUGGCGAGCAACCGAAAAAGAAGCACAACAAACUCCUGCCCCGUACUGCAGUCCUCAUCAGGACCUGGUCAGACUAUGAGUAUGAUGAUGAAGACAUCAUGUACCUUCGAUCCCUCAUCUCUGAACUCACCAUCGGAUCCGGUGGCGAGUACCAAGUGCAUUUCCUGAUACACGUCAAGGAUGACAACAAGCAGAUCUGGGCCGUUGAGGAAGUAUAUCAAGAAGUCCUUAACAAAUCUUUGCCUGCAGAGUUCGCCGGAAUGGGCACGCUCUGGUCUGAACGUCAAAUGGGACUCAUAUACGGAGGUGUUCACGACUCCAUGUUCCGCGACCUGCCUGUUCACGGUGCAUACCGCUCCACGUAUAUGCCAGUUACAUACUUUGCUCACCAACACCCUGAGUUUGACUUCUUCUGGCACUGGGAGAUGGAUGUUCGCUAUACUGGCCAUUACUACCACCUGUUUAAGAAGAUCAGCGAAUGGACGGACAAACAGCCCCGAAAGGGCCUCUGGGAGCGUAAUGCACGCUUCUAUGUUCCCGCAGUUCACGAGUCCUGGGAUGACUUCUCGCAGAUGGUGCGUGUCCAAACGGAGCACGGCACAAGCAGCAAGGCGAAUGCGUGGUCUUCACUCCUUCCUCCGAACCCACACGUGCCUGAGCUCGAGUCACAGAGAAAGGAAAAGCCAGUAUGGGGACCUGAGCCACCUCUUGACUACCCCGACAUUGAAAUUGACGAAGCCGUCAAGCCGCCGCGUACUUUGAUGGAAGACAAAUACCAGUGGGGUGUGGGAGAGCCCGCAGACUUGAUUGUCCUUAAUCCGCUUUUCGACCCUGACAGCACGGGCUGGCUUCUCGCUGAAGACUUCACAGGCUACAAUACAACGCAAGGUGCCCCGCCUCGUCGUGUGGCAAUCAACACCUCAGGUCGCCUUUCGCGUCGGUUGCUGGAGACGAUGCAUCGCGAGCAGUCUAUACACCGGCACACCAUGUUUUCGGAGAUGUGGCCCGCUUCGUGUGCUCUGCACCACGGCCUGAAAGCUGUAUACGCGCCGCAUCCCGUCUACAUUGAUCGAAAGUGGCCUGUGCAGUACCUGGCUGCUAUCUUCAACAACGGUCGUAACGGAGCGAGUGGUGGGUCGAGGCUGAGUGUGUUCAGCGACGACAGGCAGCACAACUUCCUAGGAACCACGUGGUACUACCAUGCAGGACAUGCACCCAACCUAUGGAAGCGAUGGCUAGGGUAUAAAGUCGAUAACGAUGGUGGAGAGCAGGAAGAGUUAGCGGGGGAGGGCCGAAUGUGCUUGCCUGCUAUGCUUUUGCAUCCUGUGAAGCAAGUCGAUUUGGUUCAAGAGCGGCUUGAGGAGCCCGAAACGGUUGCGACGUAAGAAUACGAUGAUUCUUUCAGGCAUUUGGGCGGCGUUAUUGGGUUUAUGGCAUACGUGCGAGGCGUUGGGGAGUUUGGUUGGACUGCCUACAGUGGCUCGGUUGUCGCUUUUAUGUCCCUGUAUACCGACAUGGUUCUACGCUAGCAUGAUGUACACGUGUCUGCUCUGUAAUCAAAACGAGUGACGGGGAUUGCAUCGAGAUAUUUGCUAUACUUUCAGCUCUAUAU